Messenger RNA from Astyanax mexicanus (Mexican tetra), 7234 nucleotides. Its product is annotated as tripartite motif-containing protein 16. The transcript has 6 exons. The record is from RefSeq and is a predicted model, not a curated record. Lineage: Eukaryota; Metazoa; Chordata; Actinopteri; Characiformes; Acestrorhamphidae. Gene Ontology annotation, molecular function: protein binding; zinc ion binding. Bases 2991 to 4403 code for a protein of 470 amino acids.
CCAAGCAUUUAGGACUUCCGCUGUAGCGACUCUCUCUCUAUACGGCUCUGACACUAGCUAGCUAACUGAUUAUAUUAUAUAAAAGAGAGAGCGAGAAGGAGAGAGAAAGAAGGAGAGAGAAAGAAGGAGAGAGAAAGUGAGAGAGAAGUUAGGCUAAAUAGCAGAACAUUAACUGGUUAUAAACUGACACACAGCAGAGGAGCUGAGGAGCUCAGUUCCCCAGAACCUGUAGAGCUUCAGACACAGCUGCAGAGAACGGCUUCACUUCAGCUUCAACUGGAUCCAAACUGGACAGAUAAGUGAAUCUAUCUGACUGACUUUAGUAAAGAGCAGUGGAGCUUCUGUGUUAGACGGAGUUUUACUGUCUAGUAGCCACUGUGCUAGCUAACGCUAACAGGCUAGCUAACGCUAACAGGCUAGCUAACGCUAACAGGCUAGCUAACGCUAACAGGCUAGCUAACGCUAACAGGCUCAUGUACAUAGAUACUGCUAACCUUCAAGCUAACGCUAACCGACAAACUAACGCUAACAGGCUAGCUAAUGCUAACCGGCAAGCUAACAGCCUCAAGUACGUAGAUUCUGCUAACCUGCAAGCUAACGCUAACAGGGUAGUUAGUUAACCUACAGGAGAGAAACUCCUGUUUAUGGUUUAAACUACAGAACAGUGUGUGCUGAAGCCAAACGCUCAAUACAGCCAAACAAUUAAACAGUGGGGAAAUCCAGCUCCCUAACUAGUAAAUAUAGCCUUUGCAUUUAUAUUACGUUAUGUGUUUAUAUCGUAAAUAUAAUAUACUGCAUGUUUUAAAGGCAUUAUUAAUUGGGACUCGAAAAAAUGCAAGAAUAUACCAACCUUAAUAGUUAUUCACACAAAGUAGCUAGCUAACCUUUCUAACUCCUUCAUUGAUUUCACAGAUUUAGUAAAUACUGCGGUAAUAAGAAGCUCUAAAUAUCAGUUAAUUGGUUAAUUUACCCACUGUUGUUACCGGAUUCAGCAUUUUACCGGGCCCAUUGUAAGUGUGGGUGUCGUACUGAAUCAGGUGUAAAUGAUAGAGAUUAUUAAAACUUGUGUGUAGUGAGUAAAUAUGAAGUGAUUAGGUUGGUGUGGGCUAUUGUAAUGCAGGUGUCAUGUGUGGCUGCUGUAAUGAUUAAAUGGCAAAUUCUGUAGUUAGGAACUUUACUUACAUUGUAUCUAACUUGUAUUAUUUAUUCUCACAGAUGACAGCCACACUCCCCUGGAUAUCUUUAAAAUGUAUUUUCCAGAGGAUGCUCUGGCAGCCUGCUCAAGGAAUAACCUGGACAAUUUACACUAGAAAAGAGCUACUUUCCUACAGACCAGAUUCUCUUAUUACUCUGUAAUGUCACUGACUUUCCUCCUAUGGGAAAAUUUUGAGCCAAAAAAUGCCCGCUGUAUGAAAACGGUAUGAAGUAUUGUUCCAAAAAGCACAAGCAACGUAAUUCAGUUAUGUGGUUGUAAUGUGAAAGCUGUAGGAGGAGUAGCAUAUAGAAAAACGCAAACAGAAUAAUAAGAAGAAGAAGUAGCACUGAUUAGCAUAGUGGUGGUAAAUGAGGUGUUAGUGUGUGUUGUGCUGGUACAAGUGGAUUAGACACAGCAGUGCUGCUGGAGUUUUUAAACACACCAGCAGCUCUGAAAGGGCUGGUUAAUACGCUGAUUAUUUGAUUUCAGUUAGUUGGAAGCAGGGAAAGGACUAAAUGUGCAGUGCAGGGGGCGGCAGGACCAGGAUUGAGAGGUUCAAGCUGCCAAUGUUGGGUCCUUGUGGAGUUCAAAUUCCAGCUAUCGAUUAAUUUUGUAAUCGAGUACUCUACUGAAAAAUCGAUUUGAUUAAUCGAGUAAUCGGAUAAAACAUUUUUGCUUGCUUAAAGAGCAAUUAAAAAGACACAAGAGAAAACAAGUCAUUUCACUUAUUAAUGAAUGACCAAUUCGGUUUCCUUGUUUAGAAAAGUUAUAUAUUUAAAUUCACAACAUACAUUUCCAAAUUGCAAAUACAAAUAAAUAAAACACAAUUAAGAAAUAAAUACCACAAGUAAAAAUACAAUUACUUACAUUACUUUUAAAUUAGGAUUCCUUGUAAGUAUCAAAUAUAGGGUAUUAAUCAAUAAAAAAGGCGGAAACAUUGUCUUUGUGUUUUGCAUCUUAGCUUCUGAACAGCAGAGACGUUGCCAGGUCUGCCAGUGUAGGAUAAGCUCGCUGCAUUCUUUUACCACCAAGCCGGUUCUCCAAAAUAUACCAGGACUUGUGGAAUAAUUGUGACAACAGAAGUAUUAAAAAUGUUGCUUUUUAGUUUAUUUACAUUUUGGUUUGUGCAUUGGGGCACAUUAGGCACUAGUGGUAAUUAAUAUUUUAUCCAAUAAUAUUUCAUUCAAUAAAUAAGAGACAAACACUGACCUAUAUCAACCAAGAAAUCAAGCAUAUUGUUAACAGCUAACUUUAACAUGUAUUUAACAUGUUUAUAUUCUGAACUCCUCAGCGCUGUGUUUACUGUUUACAUAAAGCCUAUAUUAUUACCCACACAUUAGACAGUUUUCCUAGUAAUCAGUACUCCACAGGGCAGUCGUUAUGUUAAGGUACAUUAAUGUUAAUCUCAUUGAUUUAUUAUAAGUUAUAUUUAACUGGUCUCUCAGCGUCCUCGCGUCUCGUCAGCUGAGAUGGUGCAAUUACACAUUCUCACCAGAAAGGUCUCCAAAUCCCCAAAUCUCAGAAAAUUGCACGCUGUCUUUUUAUGUGAUAGUGAAAGUAAAAUUUGAUGAUUUCCUGGAUUUUUUGCAGGGUGUGUGAGUGUGUGAAUCGGUGUGUGUCGUGUCUGGAUCUACAGUUUUGUCAUUAAUGUAAGUUAUCCUGAGUCUCUACAAUAGUUCCUGUUCGAGUCAGACAGUGUGAGUAUUGUUAUCUUGGCUAAUAAGUAGAAUUACAGGAUAGUUCUGUUCACUUCUCUCCAACAGAGAACCAGGAAACAAAAUCUUCACACUGUAAAAUGGCAGAAGCCAAUGCUGAUCCUGAAGAUGUGGAGUGUGAUUUCUGUACUGGGAGAAAACACAAAGCCAUCCAGUCCUGUCUGGUGUGUCUGGCCUCUUUCUGUGAAGCUCACCUCCAGCCUCACUACCAAUCUCCAGCCUUUAAGAAGCACAAGCUGGUCAAAGCCUCCAGACGACUCCAGGAGCAGAUCUGCUCUCAGCACGAUAAACUGCUGGAGGUUUACUGUCGCACCGACCAGCAGUCUAUCUGCAUGCUGUGUACCAUGGAUGACCAUAAAGGACAUGAUACAGUGUCACUUGGAGCAGAAAGAUCUGAGAAACAGAAGCAGGUGGUGGAAACACAGAGGAAAUACAAGAAGAGAAUCCAGGAGAGAGAGAAGGAGCUUCAGGAGUUAACAGAGGCUGUGGAGACUCACAAGCGCUCUGCUCAGACAGCAGUGGAGGACAGUGAGAAGAUCUUCACUGAGAUGAUCCUCUCCAUUGAGAGAAGACACUCUGAGGUGAGGCAGAUGAUCAGAGAUCAGGAGAAAGCUGCAGUGAGUGAAGCUGAAGAACGUCUGAAGAGACUGGAGCAGGAGAUCACAGAGCUGAAGAGGAGAGAUGCUGAUCUGGAGAAGCUUUCAUUCACAGAGGAUCACAUCCAUUUCCUCCAGAGUUUUCAGACUCUCUCAGCUCCUCCUGGAUCUUCAGCAUCACCUGCUUUUACUCUCAGUCCUCUCAACACUUAUGAAGUUAUUAUGAAGUCUGUUUCUCAGCUGAGAGGAAAACUAGACGAAUUCUGGAAAGAGGAAUUUGAGAAGACAUCAGCUGCAGUGAAGGAAGUGCAGAUCAUUCUUCCUCCUGAACCCAAAAGCAGAGAAGACUUCCUGGAGUAUUCCUGUCAGCUCACACUGGAUCCAAACACAGCUUUUAAAUACCUCCUCCUGUCUGAGAGGAACACAGUGGUGACCUGCAGCAACACAGUCCAGCCAUAUCCUGACCAUCCAGACAGAUUUGAUGGAUGGGCUCAGGUUCUGUGUAGAGAGAGUGUGAGUGGACGCUGCUACUGGGAGGUUGAGUGGAGAGGAGAUGGAGGGGUUGAUAUAGCAGUGUCUUAUAAAAGCAUCUCCAGGAAGGGAGGAGGCGGGGAGUGUGGGUUUGGAUGUAAUAAUGAUCAGUCUUGGAAAUUGUUCUCUAAUUCCUCCAGAUACACAUUCAGUUACAAUAACAGAGAAACUGUAAUCUCCGGAGUGCCCGUCUCCUCUAGAGUAGGAGUGUAUGUGGAUCACAGGGCAGGAACUCUGUCCUUCUACAGCAUCUCUGAUACCAUGACCCUCAUCCACAGAGUCCAGACCACCUUCACUCAGCCGCUCUACGCUGGGUUUGGGUUGAGCUCCAACUCAUCAGUAAAUCUUUUACUUUCAGCAAAAUAGAUGAACAUGCAGAACAAAGAGAAGAGCUGGAUGAGAUCAGAUAAGAACUGCAGAAUCUAGACUGUAGAACUGAUCAAAUAAAGUUAUAAUAGUGCUGGGAGAUAUUGUUAAUAUAAAUAAUCAUAAUUCUGAACGGUAAUUACGUCUGUCCCAGAUUAGAACUGCAGGUACAUUUCCUGUAUGGAAAGAUUUAUUCAGAUUUAGCGUUAAAUAGUUUAAACUGUUUAUAUCAUUAACAGAGCUCACAGUAACAGAGUUCAUAUUUUAAACUUCAUAUUACAGAAUUUUAUUAAUUUUUAACACAUUAUCAUUUAUUAUAAACUGAAUGAAAGAUCACAAUAAAAUGUAAUAUAAAUAGAAAAUAUACAUUUAACUUACUGUACACUACACACAUUAACUUAAAAAAUGAACACCCAGUUUUAGAAUAUUGCACUGUUGAUUGUAGCUUAAAUUUAAUAUAUUUAUCAUCGCUGUCACGUAAAAACAUUAUAUCUCUAAAGUAGCAACUUUACAUUUCUAUUUGCCCUUUCAUCAGGAAAUAUUGACACAGUAUGAAGAUAAAGUAUAAACAUAAGAUACAGUAGACAUAAGGUGUUUGUGUUACAGCAGUUUUAAACUAAUUAAUCUAAUAUAUGUUUUCUCAUUGGUUUCUUUUGCAGCAUUGAACCUAGCAUUCUUAGACUACGCUAGAACUAGAACAGAUCCAAUCAGGUUUAUUAUCACAACAAUGGAAACACAAUAUAUAGAAAUAAAAAUAAAAAUAUAAUAAAUACAUUAACUUUAACUCUUCACUCUACAACAUAAUUACACUGUUUUAAAAUUUACUGACCAGUAUCGGCUUAUUCAGAUUUUUGAUUAAUCAACAUCACUAAACUAAUCCCUGUCAAAGGUGAGAAAAGUAUCUCCAUUCAUUACUCUGUAGGUAGAAGUAUAGAUACUAGAGUUUAAAAUACUUCAGUAGAAGUUGAAGCAUCAACUCAAGCUUUUUACUCUUUAAGUAAAAGUAUAAAAGUACUGGUUUCAAAACUACUUAAAGUAUAAAAGUAAAUGUAAUGUAAGGGGCAAAUAAUAAAGCCAUUAAGAACAAAAGCUUAGGCCACGCCCACAGAGUCUUAUAGUGCACUACACCCCUCUCUAAAACAUUUUUUAUAAGCUAUAAUGACUAUAUUGUGCUAUUAAAAUGUUAAUGUUGAUAAUAUAAUUUGGGAUUUUGCACUAGGCUGUUCCCUGUUUUAGCUGCAUAUAUUCUCAUUGUAAAUGAAUGUAUUUUAGUAGAAUGUAAAUAUAUUAAAGAAGCUUAGUUUGUCUGGAGUUUUUUCUGUAGCAUAAAACCCACAAAGCUAUUUAAACUGUGCUACUUUAAUUCACCUACUGAUUUCAAAAGACUAAAAGACAUUUUUUUUUCUCUUUAAAGCUCUCAACAGAUAUGUUCUAUUACAUGAAAUAAAGUUAACAAUUAAAACGUUAAAAAGAAGAGAGGAGAAUAGCUCUGGAGAGUGUCUUCCGUGUUUAUCAGAUUGCUUCUAAGUGACUGAAAUUAAGGGGGUUUUAUGGAGGAUUUAAGCAAUAAAUCUGAGUUUAUAAAUGUUUUAGAAUAAUAAAAAUAAAAACAGAACUAUAUCACAUGAUUCAGCACUGCAGAAACAUUUUCUAAAGCUUUUAAACUCCAGUUAUAAACCUUUUAAACUCCAGUUAGCUCUCUAACCAUUCAGCACACAUUAGCAUCAAUGCUAACUAGCUCCUCUCUUCUAAAUUUACAUUUAAAGGUAAACUUUCUUUGCUGUUUUAGUAAAAUGAAUCAUUUUGCUUUGUAAAAUCAGAAGAAUAUUCAAAACAAGUAGUUAGACUUUAUUUUAACUUGGGGUUUUAGUUGAGGCUAAUACUAAUGCUAAUGCUAAUAAUGAUGAAGGAGGGGGCAUGUUUGUUUACUUUGUGUUAGAUCCUGUGCUGCACUGAUAUAGAUUUACACCCACAGUGAUAAUAAACGUAUAGAAUAAGUAAUAUAAUAAACUUAGGUAAUUAGAGGGUCACAGUAAUUAGAAGAAGAGGAGAAUUUAGCUUCAACAACAGAGUUUUAAACAGACACAACGCAGAAAUAUGGGGGUCUUGAGGAGCUCCAUUUAACUUAUAUCCUCCACCUUAAACAGAAGAGGAGCUGGUAAAUUAGCUAGUUAGAUUAUUAAUAAAUAUUUACAGCUUCUCAUUAUCUCAGUGUUUUAUCUUGUUGUAGAAAAGAAAAUGAAAGGUGGGUCAACACCCACCUCUCGUCCGGGGUACAACUCCCCUACGUGUUCGUUUGAUAGAGAGUCGCAGACAGGUGGAGUGAAGUUGAAAGCAAACCAAGUAUUUAUUACAAAGUACUGAAUAUUCAGGAGAACCCACACAUGAAAGACCGUCUAACAGCCGUCCCAGUAUAAGUUCUGACCCCCCUCUGAUCUGACUCCAUGUUUAUACCCCAAAUGACGUGAAACCUGCUGAUGAGGCGUUGCUAAAAUCAUCUCAUGUUAGUAUGCAUAAUUUCACGUGUUAGUAAUCCAUUUCACGUGUCUGACCGGACCAACAGUGUUUGGCCUUGACUGUAUCCAGCCGGACAGUGUGGUAUUGUUUCAGGAAUUGGACAGCGCCGUCCUCCCUAUGUGCGCGCGUCCUCCUCCCGCUUUGGUAGGUGAAGAACUUUGCACGCACAGAGAGAAAGGCCGCACUGUUCGUCCCGAAGUCUCCUUUGUAUCAAUUCAGUUCGUACAGAGUGCACUAGCUGAUGAUUGAUGGCCGUUAGUCAGAGACAUGCAGUGAACGAAAUGCUUCAAGCAUGAGCUACGCAAGUCACACAA